ACACGCUCACACGCCGCCAGAGAGAGAGAAAGAGGACCCAACAUGGCCGAAGCAGAAGGAAGCGAGUUAACUUCUGUUGGUAUUUUCCAGGAGAUCUUCACCUCCCCGCUGAACCUCACCCUGCUCGGCCUCUGUCUCUUCCUCCUCUACAAGAUCUUCCGCGGGGACAAACCACCGGACCCCGGCGAGGUGGAGCCGCAGCUGCCCAAACUGAAAAAGAGAGACUUCACCCUCGCAGAGUUGAAGCCCUACGACGGACUCCAGGACCCGAGGAUCCUCAUGGCCGUCAACGGGAAAGUGUUCGACGUGACCAGAGGGAAGAAGUUCUACGGCCCAGAGGGGCCGUACGGAGUGUUUGCGGGCCGAGAUGCGUCCAGGGGUCUGGCCACGUUCUGCCUGGAGAAGGAGGCCCUGAAAGACGAACACGACGACCUGUCCGACCUGAACACCAUGCAGCAAGAGAGCCUCUCCGAGUGGGAGACCCAGUUCACUAGUAAGUACGACUACAUCGGCAAGCUCCUGAAACCAGGGGACGAGCCCGCUGAGUACACAGACGACGACGACGAGGGAAAGGACAAAAAGACGGACUAGAAACGUAUUGAGAGAACUGGGGGGGGGGAUGGCCGAUGCCUUAAUGUUGGUUUGUAAUUUUGAUGCCCGUUUCCUCCAAUCCUCUGUAUGUAUUCUAGUACUUUUGGACUGUCACGAUCCUGACUAAACUACAUUCAUCUCCUUUGACCUCGUGGCACUAACCGUUAAACGUGCUGCAUACUGGUGUGUCGUCGUCAAGAGUUUUACCAGUCGGCUGAAAAACAGAUCCGUUAAAUUGUUGGACCAAUUCCACUGCCGUUUAUGUAUCAUGUCGGUUGAGAAGAGAUAAUCCACGGCUCUGUCGUACACUUUGUUAAUAUCGCUGCUGACGUAUCGCAGGUUGGACACAUUCCUUUCAGUCAAGAUUUGGCUCAGUUCACAUUGAAAUGAAUUAUCUCAGGAAGUAGUUUAACAAAAAAAAAUAGCAAAAAUAUUUUGAGGUUCUGGAGGUUGUUUUUUUCUUCAGAAAACAUUUAAUGCGCUCAUUGUUGGAACAAAAGCUAGCUAGACUGGCCGACAAGUUUCCGUGACAGUAGAUCUCUUUCUAGUGUCAACGUUAGGAAGGAUGAAAAAUGCAAAAUCUUUCAUUUGGAAAGCUUUGGUAAGCCUGCAUUUCCCACCGUAGUGUGUUUUAUCAACACAAAUGUGAAGUAAGCUGGAAAAAAACACUGCUAUACAUAUCUACAUAUAUAUGUAUGUGUAUAAUAUAUAUUUUCUACGCUAACCACAUGAGCUUUGUUCAGUUAUGUGACAAGUGAACGGUUUCCUGUCUGUGUUUUACACAAUGAGUGUAUUGUUAACCCAUCAAAUGUAUCUGCUGGUCUCAAUUCUAUGAUGGUGCUUUAGAGCCAUUGUAGGUACAAAAAAAGAACGGAGUGAUUACAGGGCAGGGGGAAUAUUCCAUUAAGAAACAACUCCGUUGAAAUCGUCAUGAAUCCAUUUCUGAUGGAAAUUUGAUUAAUUGCUGAGAUUAUUGCGUCAAUUCACAAAAACAAUGAUAAAGAACUACUUUAGUUUAUUUAGCUAUUCCUGAUAUUUUUGUUAAUUUGAAAUUUGAACCUCUGGCCCUGACUCUGUAGUUAGUGUUAGUUUGUUGUCCUCCAAGGAGCUUGUACACUGCAUUGAAUUUCUCCUGUCCGUUAAUACAUUUGUAGAAUACUUUCUUGUAAUAAAUGUUAAUUUUCUAAAUGUAAAAUCUACAGAUCCCUAUUAUACGUUCUAUUAACCAGUGAACUCAUUUAUCAAGCAAAAAAAAUACUCUGGUUUCACCUCCUCCAAUAGAAGAAGUUGCCGCUUUUCUAACGUUAAUCACCGAUUAUGAUUUCCAUCCUUUUUAAGAUUGUUGACUGUAGGUCGGAUGAAACAAGUAAUGUGCAAUGAUAUACUACAAAACCGCAAAUGAUAAAAUAAGAAAGCCUCCCUGUUGUGCGUCACUUUAGUUCUCACAACUUCUGCUUUUCACAUGGUGCAGUGUGUGUUGGAAUGAUGAUACUACGAAAGAAAUGGCUACACUUAUAAACACGAGGAAGUCCAAGCUGCUGCCGGUAAUUUUAUAAAAUCAGUUUCAGUUAUUCCCCUUUCAGCUGAGGGCUUGUUUACAUUCUUUUUGACACUAAAUCCAUGAUCUGAAGUCUGAAAAAAGUCAUUAAAGACUAUUUUUGGGAGCCGUCCAAUACUUUCAAAAGAUUUUUUUAGUAAUACUUUCCAUACAUCUGAAGUGUUCUAAAUCAUUAUUGAAUACGGAACACAAUGGUUUUAAAUGUUAAACCUGUUCUGCCUUUGUCGACGGUGAGUCAUUGGCCACUUUCCCAAAAUACAUUGAGAGGGAAUAUAUUCAGUAUGAUGUACAUAAACUAAAUGCCAUAAUUCUUCAAAUGAUAUUUUGAUUUAAUAAAGGAUAUUACAAAAUAAA
Messenger RNA from Gasterosteus aculeatus aculeatus (three-spined stickleback), 2503 nucleotides. It is a transcript of the gene pgrmc1, whose product is annotated as progesterone receptor membrane component 1. NCBI's taxonomy places the organism in Eukaryota, Metazoa, Chordata, Actinopteri, Perciformes, Gasterosteidae. The record is from RefSeq and is a predicted model, not a curated record. Gene Ontology annotation, cellular component: endoplasmic reticulum; membrane; endomembrane system.